This is a messenger RNA of Pistacia vera, 765 nucleotides long. Its product is annotated as secreted RxLR effector protein 161-like. Lineage: Eukaryota; Viridiplantae; Streptophyta; Magnoliopsida; Sapindales; Anacardiaceae. Bases 1 to 765 code for a protein of 254 amino acids. The transcript has a single exon. The record is from RefSeq and is a predicted model, not a curated record.
AUGAUUGACUGUAAACCUGUCUCCACGCCUUUAGCAAACCAUUUUAUGCUAAGUAAAAGUCAAUGUCCUAAAACUGAAGCUGAGAUGAUAAAGAUGAAUGAUGUCCCAUAUGCAAGUGUAAUAGGCUCUAUAAUGUAUGCAAUGAUAAGCACUAGACAUGAUCUUUCUUUUGCUAUAUCAAUGCUUAGUAGAUUUAUGUCCAACCCUGGCAGUGAACAUUGGACUGCCUUGAAAUGGGUUCUUAGGUACCUUAACAGUUCAUUAAGUGUUGGUUUAAAGUACUCCAAAAGAACUACUAUGCUUGAUCUUGUUGGGUUCGUAGAUUCUAAUUUUGCAGGUGAUAAGGACACUAGAAAAUCCACUACAGCCUAUUACUUCACACUUGGAGGAAACUGUAUAAGCUGGAAAUCUCAGUUGCAGCCCAUUGUAGCAUUGUCAUCAACUGAGGCAGAGUACAUAGCCAUAGCAGAUGUGUUUAAGGAGGCCGUGUGGUUGCAGGGAAUGUUGUCAGAAGCAAAUCUAUCUGAUGGGAAGGUCAUAAUCUACUCUGACAGCCAGAGUGCGAUUCAUCUUAGUAAAAACCCAGUGUAUCACGAAAGAACCAAACAUGUAGAUGUCAGAUUCCAUUUUGUGAGAGAUCUAGUUGCCCAAGGAGUAGUUGAGUUGAAGAAGGUUGCCAAUGAAGAAAAUCCAACAGAUAUGGGGACAAAAGUCAUUACACCAGCAAAGUUCAAUCAUUGCUUGAAGUUGCUAUCAGUGGAGUAA